Molecule: messenger RNA, 3701 nt
Organism: Ricinus communis (castor bean)
Lineage: Eukaryota; Viridiplantae; Streptophyta; Magnoliopsida; Malpighiales; Euphorbiaceae
Product: DNA (cytosine-5)-methyltransferase CMT2
Exons: 23
Coding region: 173-3463 (1096 amino acids)
Cellular component (GO): nucleus
Molecular function (GO): chromatin binding; methyltransferase activity
Source: RefSeq, a predicted model, not a curated record
UUAAAAUUAAAAGUAAACUUCAUCGACUGCUAUCUCUGUAUCUGUUCAGAGCAGCCAAUAGACUCUCUCUCUCUCUCUCUCAGUGCCACUGACUAUUUUUCUUUUUUUCUCUGGAAAUUUCUCUCAUGCAAACCGGAAGAGAAGAUAGAAAACAAAAUCAGAUUCUCUGUCGAUGAAGAGGUCAAAAUCAAGAGCUCUAGCUUUAGUUGAAAUUGAAGACGAAGAAGCACAACAACCAUUGCCUUUACAAACUUGUAAACCCGAUUUUCCUUUGAGAAGAUCUCCAAGGUUCACUCAAUUCCACAAUGUAGCUUGGCUAAACCUUAAACCCAAUCAAUUUCAGCUCAAACUCGCAAUUGACCACUGUCCUAGACGUUCUCCCUGGUUAUCUUCUUCUCUUUCACCUGAUUUUCCUCUAAACGUUUCGGAGGGUAGGAGGAGGAGCCGGAGUAGCCCUUCUCAAAACGUUUCGUUUCUUCAGAGUCAGGGUCCAAGUCAACGUUUCACAAUCAAAGAAAAUAAUGGAUUGCGUAGAGAAGAAAAUGGAUUGCGAAGAUCUCCUAGACUGUCCUCAGCUGUAGGAGGAAGUGAAAGUGACUGCUCAGUGAAUAAUUCAUCAAGGAAUCAUUAUUCAGAACAAAGGGCAUCUAUAGUAUUGGAAGCCAAACCAUUACUUUCAUGGCAUGGUGAUGGUGAUAAUAAUACUAUACUUUUGCUGGAACCAUCUGGUGAGAUGGAUUUAAGCUCUCGAGAGAAUAAAUCUUUAAGAAAAUGCCACCCAGGAUUAUCACAUGGAGAAAUUCAAUCAAGAAGAUGUUCCUUGCUUAUCAAAGAUUCCUGUGGAUAUUCUGAUUCUUUGGACGAACAACCCUGUAAAAGGGUUAAGACCUUCUCUGAGAAUGCUGAUAUGGAAAUGAAUAAUGAGUUCUCCAUGAGUCUGUUUUCCACAACAGACAAUUCUGCUGUUGGGGUUGAAAAUGGCAAAACAGAAUGUAGUUUGAUUGAGUUCCCUAAAAUAUCUGAGAAGCAUUCUACUAAGGAGAAGAUGAUAAAGUCGUACAAACAACACUCUCUAGAUAAGAAACACAAGGGCACUUGUUGCCUAAUUGGAGAUCCUGUCCCCAGUGAUGAGGCACAAGAAAGGUGGCGAUGGCGUUAUGAAAGAAAGAUUCAAAGAUCCAAUUCCCACAGGCGCAUUUUAGAUGAUGAUGAUGAUGAAGAUAAGAUUGUUUGGAAUGUGGAAUGCCAUUACACACAGGCUGAAAUUAAUGGGUCCAUUUUUAAUCUCAGAGAUUGUGCAUAUAUUGCGGGUGAAGGAGGUCAAAAGCAUGUUGGCAGGAUUGUAGAAUUUUUCAAAACAACAGAUGGAGAAGACUACUUUAGGGUCCAAUGGUUUUACAGAGCUGAAGAUACGGUUAUAAAAGAAGAGGCUGGUUUUCAUGACAAAAAGCGUUUAUUUUAUUCUACAAUAAUGAAUGAUAACCCAAUAGAUUGCAUUAUUUCAAAAGUCAGAAUUGUACAGUUACCAUCUAUGAUAGGUUCAAAAUCUUCCAUUCGAUCAACUGACUUCUAUUUUGACAUGGAGUACAAUGUGGAUUAUUCCUCAUUUCGGACAUUGCUGAUUGGUGAUCAUUUUAAGAGAGAUAACUCAUCAUCCCCCAAUGUGGUUGAAGCUGUUUCCACAACAGGCGGUAAUACAUCAUUGGAAAAUAUGCGCAGCUCUGAAAGUAACAAAGCAGAGCUAGCCCUAUUAGAUCUUUUUUCUGGUUGUGGUGGAAUGUCGACAGGGUUAUGCCUUGGUGCUAAAGUUUCUUGUGUUGAUCUUGUGACGAGAUGGGCACUUGAUAGUAAUAAAUCUGCAUGUGAAAGCCUGAAGUUAAAUCAUCCAGAAACAAAUGUUAGAAAUGAAGCUGCUGAAGAUUUUCUUGAACUAUUGAAAGUAUGGGAAAAGCUAUGCAAAAGGUAUGCGGUCAAGGACAUAAAAAGCAUGCAGCAGUCAAGAUCAAUAGCAUCAAGAGUAGCUGAAGAAAAUGACAACUCUCUCAGUGACAAUGAUAUCACCCCGGGCGAAUAUGAAGUCUCUAAACUUGUUGACCUAUGCUAUGGUGAUCCUGAUAAUAUUGGAAAGCGUGGACUGAAAUUUAAGGUGCACUGGAAGGGUUAUAGUACAAGUGAAGAUACUUGGGAACCGGUUGAAGGCUUAAGAAAUUGCCAAGAAUGUAUACGGGAUUUUGUAAGAAAAGGCUUCAAGUCCAAGAUUCUGCCACUUCCUGGUGAUGUCGAUGUUAUAUGUGGCGGACCUCCAUGCCAAGGGAUUAGUGGCUAUAAUCGGUUCAGAAAUGUCAAUGCUCCACUUUCCGAUGAAAGAAACCGUCAGAUUGUUGUCUUUAUGGACAUAGUGCAGUUCUUGAAACCUAAAUUUGUGCUGAUGGAAAAUGUUGUUGACAUUCUUAAAUUUGAUAAAGCUUCUUUUGCAAGAUAUGCUUUGAGUCGUUUGGUACAUAUGAAAUACCAAGCAAGGCUUGGAACCAUCGCAGCUGGCUGUUAUGGUCUUCCACAAUUUCGGUUGCGUGUCUUCUUGUGGGGAGCUCAUCCCAGUGAGAAACUGCCCCAGUUUCCACUUCCUACUCAUGAUGUUAUUGUCAGAUAUUGGCCUCCAAAUGAGUUUGAGCGGAAUACUGUUGCCUAUGAUGAAGGCCAACCCCGUGAACUUGAAAAGGCCGCGGUUCUUCAGGAUGCCAUUUCUGAUCUUCCACCUGUUACAACCCAUGAGACCCGUGAAGAAAUGGCAUAUGAAAAGCCUCCAGAAACUGAGUUUCAAAGGUUUAUUAGGUCAACAGAACAUGAGAUGACUGGUUCUUCACAGAGAGGCACUACACAAAUGAACAAUCUGCUAUCUGACCAUCGCCCUUAUGCAUUGACUGAAGAAGAUUGUGCCCGAGUUUGCCUAAUUCCUAAAAGAAAGGGAGCAAACUUCAGGGACCUCCCCGGUAUACUUGUAGGAAAUGAUAAUGUUGUCCGGCGGGAUCCAACAAAGGAGCAAGUGCUAUUACCAUCUGGAAAGCCACUGGUACCAGAUUUUGCUUUCACAUUUGAACAAGGAAAGUCCAAAAGGCCAUAUGCGAGAUUAUGGUGGGAUGAGACAGUGCCAACAGUGGUGACUUACCCAAGUAUUCACAGCCAGGCAAUGUUACAUCCAGAGCAGGACAGAGCCCUCACUAUACGAGAAUGUGCCAGGCUUCAAGGUUUUCCUGAUUACUACAGAUUCUCUGGGACGGUUAAAGAAAGGUAUCGGCAGAUUGGAAAUGCAGUUGCUGUUCCUGUAGGUAGAGCUUUAGGAUAUGCACUAGGGAUGGCAUUUCUAAAACUCAGUGGGGAUGGACCACUAAUGACACUCCCCCCUAAGUUCUCACAUUCAACUAAUCUCCAAUUAGCUAAAUCAUUGUUUCAGAAGACUGACUAGAAUUUUUUCAUACAGCCUCAUCUAAUUAUUUGCAGCAUGGACAUUAAGCAUUUUCAUGCUGAGCCAUCCAUGUACAUUGUACACUUGUUCUUCUGUGCUAGAUGAGCAAAGCCUGCUUUGCGUCCUGUGCAGCGUAACCAAGAUGAAGUUUGUAUAUUUGAGGUUAUUAAAACAACUUCUCAGUUACCUGAGAUGAGGAUAUUGAAAUUCACAUCCUUGCUGGGAAUUUUUCGUAAAA